Molecule: messenger RNA, 596 nt
Organism: Amphibalanus amphitrite
Lineage: Eukaryota; Metazoa; Arthropoda; Thecostraca; Balanomorpha; Balanidae
Exons: 3
Source: RefSeq, a predicted model, not a curated record
UAAAACCAGUUUUUGGGGAGCAAAAGCCAUCAGUGACUCGCAAGCAGGGGACCCGGCAGGAUGAAGCUCACGAUACUUCUAGCAGCGGCGGUGUUGGUGACCGCCUCCGCCGCUCCAAUCGCCGAGCUGAACCUCAACUACCUGCCUCCGACCAAACCGUUCCAGCCUCCGGAUCUCUCGUAUUUACCUCCCCUCGAGAGCUCCUACCUGCCCCCAUCUCAACGCUCCAAGAAUGUGGAGGAGAAUCUUGUGGAUACCGGAGCACACGAGGAGGGUGAUGACGCCUCCUCUGAGGAAGAAGUCACUGAAGAAAGUGGUUCUGAAGAUCCCGUAGAAGAGGAGGAAGCACCAGUUGAAGCGGAAGAAGUCGAGGAAGCAGCAGUGGAAGGGAGUGGAUCUGAAGAGGAGCCGGCCGGGGAUGAUGCGCCGGUGUCAGAGUUCAUACCGUUUCCCGUGGAGGAGGCAGGGACAGAAGAAGACUCAGCGGAUGGCUCGUCUGUCGAGGACGGUACUGUGAAAGUGGAUCAGGCGCACAGUGUGGACGGCUCGUACCAUGUAAGGGAGGACGGAGAGGGAUACCGCACCACAGACGCCAG